UUUACCCCGACACCAUUCGCCUACCUACGAUUACCUGGGCUACAUGAAGUACCUCGAGAUAUCUGAGCUCUCUCGACUCGCCGAAGCGCUCACACAUGAGGGGCCCGAGUGCUCCGUGCAUACUCGGAUAGAGGCCUACAGCUGCAAGAACGUCAAACGGGACAAGAAACUCUUCAAGUCGCUCGAAAGCGCCUACAAUGAUGAAGCCACCAACUCACCACCCAUCCCUUCCUUUAUCGCCCUCGACCGCGAGGCCGAAAUGACCCCCUUCGGGCCGAUAGACAAGCAUGCGUCGCGCAAGACGCUCUACCUACUCAUCGCAACUCUCAACGUCGCUUUCCCUGACCACGAGUUCUCAGACGUCAAGCCCGCACACUUCAAUAAGGAGGAGAGCGGCGCAAGUGUGCUCAAUGCGCUCAGCACUACACUCGUAUCGCCCCAACGCGCAGGUAUGCGCGCACCUCGGACGUACUCCUCCUACCCACCUGCAUCCAAGGACUUCUUCCCUUCAUCCCUGCCGACAUCUUCGUCCCCACCUGCACCGCUCGCUAGCCCCUAUGCACCUCCUCCAAUGGUCACCGGGACCCAUCCCACGCUCUACCGCAUACUCGACGACGUCAUAGGUCUUCCCGAAUGCGAAGUAUUCUCGUACGUACCCGACAUAGAAUCCGAUCCCCACGCCAACGAUUUCGAGUACGACGAGGACGAAGUCGCGAGCAUCAACGACGCGGAUUCUUCAUCCGAUGAACCAUCCGAAACCUUCGCAUUUGACGACUAUGACGUUGAUGAGGCGACGAGCCGGAGUCGGCCUAUACCUGGAGGCAGGAGAGGGAGUGGGUAUUCGAAUGGCAGCGAUGAUGAAUUCUACGGAGCGCAUAAUCGUCGUCACGGGGCUUUGCUUUGGAGUUCGCAUUGGUUCUUCUUGAACAGGAAGUUGAAGCGGAUAAUAUUCGUGUCGGUCUGGGCGAGGGCGAGAAGUACGCUUCAUAUCGCGGAUGAGCUGGACGAGGGAUACGGAAGUGUGGACAAGUUGCUGCCGGCGUUGUCAGGGGAAAGGUUUUUGGGAUGGGAGGGAGCUGCCGGAGCAGGGGCGAGGGCAAUGGGACUUCAUAUAAGUCAUUCCAUCUGAGGCGGGACGCGCGACAUAUAUUAUGGCGCCAUCAUACAUGCACCACCACCUAUGUUUUUCGGACCAUCAGCCUCUGCUCGAUCAUACCACCUAUCCUUCCCAUCGCGACUCGGACCACUGGUUCACGAUUUUUGUUCUUGAUACUUGAUCCCAGGUCCACGGCCAUCUUGACGUUUCUUGGCCCCUUCUUCUCCCAUGUACAUAUAUCUCUUGACCUUCGCCCCUUCCUUAUCGCCCCACUCACACGGACAAUCGCUUCUCUUCAGCAUAUGUUAUCCUCUCUAUGCCUUUUCAACCCCUACGACAGUCCAGCUAGUUCCCUAGGCCUGCUUCUCCUAUUCCCAUUCUUCGUACUUCGUAUUCCUCUUCGCCUUCGUCUUUGUUGGGCUAUUAUUCUUGGAACUGUAUGAUAUUUGGAUGGUCGGCACGAACGCCUUUCGAGUAUUCGACCUUGAUUAUGUCAUGUUAUGGAUCUUCAUUUU
Messenger RNA from Stereum hirsutum FP-91666 SS1, 1611 nucleotides. Its product is annotated as Maf1-domain-containing protein. The coding region runs from base 44 to 1129 and encodes 361 amino acids. The record is from RefSeq and is a predicted model, not a curated record. Gene Ontology annotation, cellular component: nucleus. The transcript is spliced from 2 exons. Lineage: Eukaryota; Fungi; Basidiomycota; Agaricomycetes; Russulales; Stereaceae. Gene Ontology annotation, biological process: negative regulation of transcription by RNA polymerase III. Gene Ontology annotation, molecular function: RNA polymerase III core binding.